GCGUCUUCUUCUGCGCGUCCGCUGCCACGGUCCUCCAGCUCCACCAACAUUCGACUAAAACGGGCACGCGGGUUUGGAGGGGAGCGCGCACCUGUUCUGGCGCAUGCGCAGUAUCGCUGAGGGCGCGACCCGACAGCCGCAGUGAUGCUAGUGUCCCUGUAACGCGCUCCACACACGGAUGGGUUUAGUACCGUCUGCUUCAGCCCCGGGCCUGUGAGCGGAUCCGGUUCAGUCCGGGACGAAGGUGUUUCCUCAGCGCGGAGUAACGGAUCCCGCGACCUUGCGCUGAAUGUCAUUAGAAACGGGUUUCAAUCGCGCUACGCCCACCAUCCCUCUGUCACAGCACCUGACCCCUCACCUCUCUUCUCUUCUCUCUUCUUCUUCUCUUCUCUCUUCUUAUUCUCUCCUCUUCUUCUCAGACCCUCAGGGUUUGAGUCUCGGUGAUGGAGAUUAUAAAGCACACACUCAGCCACACAGUCGAUCUCUACAGAUGGAGUCUCAGCAUCGCAGACAAGCGAGUGGAGAAAUGGCCGUUGAUGGACUCUCCGCUCCCCACGCUGGCCAUCAGCUCCUCGUACCUGCUGUUCCUCUGGCUGGGGCCCAAGUACAUGCAGGGCCGGGAGCCCCUCCAGCUGAGGAAGACCCUCAUCCUCUACAACUUCAGCAUGCUCGUCCUUAACUUCUUCAUAUUCAAAGAGCUCUUCCUCGCAGCCCGAGCGGCCAACUACAGCUACAUCUGUCAGCCUGUGGACUACUCAGACGAUCCUAAUGAAGUGAGGGUGGCAGCAGCUCUGUGGUGGUACUUUAUUUCUAAAGGUGUGGAGUACCUCGACACUGUGUUCUUCAUCUUACGCAAGAAGUUCAGCCAGAUCAGCUUCCUGCACGUCUAUCACCACUGCACCAUGUUCACUCUGUGGUGGAUCGGCAUCAAAUGGGUCGCCGGGGGACAGUCCUUCUUCGGGGCUCAUAUGAAUGCAGCCAUCCAUGUCCUGAUGUACUUGUAUUAUGGGCUGGCCGCAUUCGGCCCGAAAAUACAGAAAUAUCUGUGGUGGAAGAAGUAUCUGACCAUCAUCCAAAUGAUCCAGUUUCACGUCACCAUCGGCCACACGGCUCUGUCGCUGUACUCCGACUGUCCGUUCCCCAAGUGGAUGCACUGGUGUCUGAUCGGAUACGCCCUCACCUUCAUCAUCCUCUUCGGGAAUUUCUAUUACCAGACGUACCGCCGCCAGCCCCGCCGCGAGACCACGGCCAAACCCGGCAAAGCCCUUCAUAACGGAGCCGCCAACGGAGCCCUGAGCUCCAGUAACGGAAAGACGGACGAGAAACCGGCCGAGAGCGGCAGGAGAAAGAGGAAGGGCCGAGCGAAGCGCGAUUAAAACGGCUGACAGGUUAAAGGUCAGGAGCUGUUGACAAACAAACAGUAUGACUGCAGAGAGAGAGAGAAACGAGCCUAGAUGUAGAGAGACUGAACAAUAUCUUUCCUUUCCGUCCUCCUUAAAGGGACAAUUCACCUUAAAAUCAUUUACUCACCCUCAAGUUGUUCCAAACCUGUACGAGUUUCUUUCUUACGUUACACAAAAAAAAAAGAUGUUUUGAAGAAUGUUAUUAAAACAAACAACUGACGGUAGCCAUUGACUUCCAUAAUAUGGAAACAAAUACUACAGAAGUAGUGCUGCGCGAUAAAUCGCAUGUGAUUAUUGUCAGUAGAACCGGUUCUGUGAUUAGUAGUAAAUCUCCAUCACAUGCUUUCAGAUGGAGCAGCAUUUAAUACACAGAGCUAUGCAAAAA
Molecule: messenger RNA, 1788 nt
Organism: Cyprinus carpio (common carp)
Lineage: Eukaryota; Metazoa; Chordata; Actinopteri; Cypriniformes; Cyprinidae
Product: very long chain fatty acid elongase 4-like
Biological process (GO): very long-chain fatty acid biosynthetic process; fatty acid elongation, polyunsaturated fatty acid; fatty acid elongation, monounsaturated fatty acid
Cellular component (GO): endoplasmic reticulum membrane; endoplasmic reticulum
Molecular function (GO): fatty acid elongase activity
Source: RefSeq, a predicted model, not a curated record